This is a messenger RNA of Paraglomus brasilianum, 391 nucleotides long. Lineage: Eukaryota; Fungi; Glomeromycota; Glomeromycetes; Paraglomerales; Paraglomeraceae. The record is from the annotation of a GenBank genome assembly.
AAAGGAGAAUGCCAAGAUUCCCGAACUUGAAAAGAAAUUUGCUGAGAUUAAAUCUGAAAAUGUGAAGCUAAAGCAGAUUAUUGAGGAGAAUGUAAAGCGUGAUGUUAGAGUCGAGGAAUUAGAGCAAAAGAAUAAAGAGCUUGAGGCUAGGCUUGCAGUAGUGGAACAGAGUUCUGUAGUAGUGGAUGGACAAACACAGAAUGACUCACGGAGUGAGGAUGCUAAUGCAUCUAAGGAAGCGAUACUAGAGAUGUUACCAGAGAUAUCUGCUGAUGAUGAUUCAAGCUCAAGCAACAUGCGCCUGUUUGUAAAGCAAAUGAUGUGGUAUCAGAAGUGUUACCAGAUGUCAACUCCAAGUCACCGGAGGAGAGAGAGAUGGAUAAAUUCUUGA